GUCCAUUCUUAGUCUACAAUUAGUUGAUAUUCUAAUCAGUCCACUCUUCCUAUUACAUUUAACCUAAUUCGAUUUGUGCUCAAUUACUUGACCUAAAUUGAGCAAUUAGGGCGAAUUUUGUUUCUUAUCAAAUAUUCUGUUUGAAUUUUGUUAGUUUGCACGUGUUAAGAUUAUUUCUGAAUGUCGCAACCUCAAGAGGAGGUUUGCUGUUGAGUCGGCAAAUUAGGUUUUUGGCAGUCUCCUCCUGUUCAAUUUCCAUCUUCUGCUUGUUAUUUUGUGUCAGAGAUCGCGAGAUCGAAUCACAGGAAACAUGAACAGCAGCGGCUCGGCAGAGGGGACACAAAAUCAGGAGGGAGGGAGGCGGCUGUACAAUCCAUAUGAAGACCUGCAUGGCCCGGCAUUUGACAUCAGGCCUGUAAAAAGCCUCUAUCAAAUCCCCACAACUCCAGAGUUUCUUUUCCAAGAGGAGGCCGCCUUGAAGAGAAGAUCGUUUAGCGAUAACAUCACGUACUACACUGGUUCCGCUUAUUUAACGGGCGCCGUUUCAGGGGCCGCCGUGGGGUUGGUGGAAGGCCUGAAAGCCGCAGAAGCGGGAGAUUCCACGAAGCUUAGAAUUAACAGGGUUUUGAAUAGUUCUGGUCACACGGGUAGAAAGUUCGGCAACCGUUUGGGGGUAAUAGGACUUCUUUAUGCUGGACUGGAGAGUGGGAUUGUGGCGGCGCGAGGGACGGACGAUUCCAUUAACAGCGUCAUAGCCGGGCUGGGCACAGGGGCUCUUUUUAGGGCCGCCGCCGGUAUACGAUCCGCCGCCGUUGCUGGUGCCAUCGGAGGCCUCGCUGUCGGAGCUGUAGUCGCCGGCAAGCACGCCCUCAGGAGAUACGUGCCCAUAUGAACGUGUAACAAAAUAUUUUUGUUUAAGUGGAAAAACAAAGUGACAAAGCUUGGUAUGGAUCUAUAUUUACAAGGAUUAUUCCAAAUCAUGGAUAAGUCACUUGUGAUGUCCUAUUUGAUUUGUAGACAUGAUGAGAAAUCAUUUUUAUUUUUGGAGGCAGGCCUAUUUGAAAAGGACUUGUAACAAAGGCGAAUCAAUUUAUACUAAUUUGAGAGACAUUUUAGAUUGUGUAAUGGCUAAUUUUGAAUAGACGUUAUUGUAAAUCCCCAUCACAAGAAUGAUCCCUUCAGAUGGAUAAAUAUAUUUACAAGGUCCUUUUAGCACAUAGAAUGGCUUAUGCUUGUGCUCUCUGUCCUACAUUUUUGGUUUCAAAUCUCAUUUUAUUUCUAGACCUUAGUCUUUUUCAUAAGUUUGAUAAUGUGGUUGGAAUCACAUUUCUUAUUGUAUAGAAAAACCGCUUUUGUAAAAUUAAGUACACUUCUGAAUUUUUGUUUUAAUGUACAAUUAGAGUUUUAGUAA
Cryptomeria japonica (Japanese cedar) is the source of this 1411-nucleotide messenger RNA. Its product is annotated as mitochondrial import inner membrane translocase subunit TIM23-2. Gene Ontology annotation, molecular function: transmembrane protein transporter activity. Gene Ontology annotation, cellular component: TIM23 mitochondrial import inner membrane translocase complex; mitochondrial inner membrane. The transcript is spliced from 2 exons. Gene Ontology annotation, biological process: protein import into mitochondrial matrix. The coding region runs from base 311 to 892 and encodes 193 amino acids. NCBI's taxonomy places the organism in Eukaryota, Viridiplantae, Streptophyta, Pinopsida, Cupressales, Cupressaceae. The record is from RefSeq and is a predicted model, not a curated record.